AAAACAUAUGGUUAAAAAGAUACGAAAAAAGCUGAAACCUAGAUUUUCAAUUAUCCGAUGGAGCAUAUACAAAUUACUAAAAUUGAAGAUGUGAUGCUUUUUAAAAAUGCUCUGUAUGAUCAAGCGAAUUAUAACAAAGUUAAUCUAUAUAUCACUGCCACACAUCUAAUUAUAUCAGAAGUAAAUAAUAAAGAGGAAUUUUGGAUAUUGCACACUAUGAUAGACACUAUUGAACUAUUACCACUGGAUAUUAAAGGAUGCCCUAUUUUGUUGAAAUGCAAAGAUUUCCAGACUUUGAUUCUCAUUAUACAAAGAGACAGUGAUAGAUAUGCAUUUAAUCAAACUCUUUUAAAUUUAUCUAGACCAAUUUAUUUAGAAGAUUUACCAGUAUUUCAUAAUCAAAGCAAAAUAAUUCAUGCCUCUAAUCCUGAGAAUGAAUAUAUAUUUGAUUUAAAUUCUGAAUUUAAAAGAAUGGGUCUGCCAAAUAAUAAAUGGAUUUUGUGUUAUCUCAAUACUAAUUACCAAAUAUGUGAAACAUACCCAGAGAUAUUGUAUGUCCCAGCUAGCAGUCAGCCCCAAACAUUGGUGGCAGCUAGUAAAUUUAGAAGUAAAAAUCGCAUCCCCGUUCUCACGUACCUCGAUAAAAAUGGGGUAGCCCUGUGCCGGUCCAGCCAACCCCUAUCAGGUCUCAACGCCAGGUCCAUGGAAGACGAGACCCUUUUAAACGACAUCGUUUACACAAACCCUAAUUACGACCCAAAACUUUCCACAGAGAACAACGACAAAUUGAAUGCCGAGAAUCCUUUCGCAAAAUCUUCCAAUCUCACUCCAAUCAACAAUGGCGCUGAGAAUUUUCGCGACAUUUUGGUUCCUCAGCUUUGCAUAGUUGAUACUAGGCCUAAAAUAAACGCCAUUGCUAAUAGAGCUAAAGGUGCGGGUGGUUACGAAAACCCUAAUUUUUACGCUGGCGUUAAAUUUCUGUUCUGUGGCGUCGAAAAUAUUCACGUGAUGAGAAAUUCGCUGAACAAAUUGAUUACAGUGUGCCAAUCCAAAUGGGAAAACAUGCCGGCAUAUUUGAACGCUUUGCAGUCAUGCGGCUGGCUAAAACACAUACGGGCGAUUCUUAAUUCCGCUUUAUUAGUUGCGCAAAUGUUAAGAGAAGAGAAAGUUAAUGUAUUGGUGCAUUGUUCGGAUGGGUGGGACCGAACCUCUCAAACGUGCUCUUUGGCUCAGAUCAUGCUGGAUCCUUACUACAGAACUAUCAAGGGAUAUUUUGCAUUAAUCGAAAAAGAUUGGUUAGCGUUCGGCCACAAAUUCAACGACAGGUGCGGCCAUUUAAACGGGGACAAGAAAGAAGUAUCGCCAGUGUUUCUACAAUUUCUGGAUUGCACAUGGCAACUAUUGAUCCAAUUCCCUCGUAGCUUCGAAUUCAAUUCUCGAUUUUUGGAAUUUCUGGGGGUCCGAGUUUAUUCCUGCGAUUAUCUGACUUUUUUAGGGAACAGCGAAAAAUGGCGCCACCAGCUUAUCCCUCCCGCGGCCCAAUAUGGCGCCAAUCGAAAUGCCCUUUGGAACCAUAUUUUGAACGACGGUAGCGGCCAGUUUUUAAACCCUUUCUACGUUAAGAACAUUGGGACGACCUGCCACGAUAGUUUAUUUUUGAAGCCCAACAUUUGUGCUCAGAAUAUUAGGUUGUGGCUAAAUGUCUAUGCCAAAUUCGACGCCAAUAUGCACCCGAAAGUUGACUUGUUGGACAUCCUCACGGAAAGGCAAAUAAGAAUCCAGGAGCUCAGAGAAGAACUCAAAAUAUUGCAGAAAAACUACGAAAAUUUCCAGAAUUUAGCAAUAUCGCAAGCCGAAAAUUCAAAUUCUCAUGGCGCCAUUAUUCCUUCUAAAGCAACUCUCCCCGAGCCUAAUAUUACCGUGCAAAAUGACAUCUCAGAUUUUGUUACGAUCCCACAAACUCGCGACUAUUCUGUAGCAUCGUUUAUCACGGAACCCCUCUUGACCAAUAGUCAUAGUGACGCAAGUACCGUUCCCAACAAUAAAAUUAUUAUAGACCAAUCUUCUCAUUCUACCUAUGACCCUUUAUUCAAUAAUUCUUAAAUAUAUAUAUAUAUAUCAACAAUCGUAAAUCAUAAAAUCUUUCGAAAUGUGGGCCUUGCGUGUGUGGAAUAAUAAUCAAAUUAUACUUGACGAUGCUUAAUACUCAAUCAAAAAGACGACGAAAUAUUAAUCAAAAAACAAAGGGUCAAAUUUGUGACAUCUUAAAAUAUUCCAAUUUUCCUUACCUUUUGGAAAUGUUUGAACAUUAAUUUUUACCGCGAUUUAAACAAAAAAAAAUGAAUUAAAAUAAUUACAAGGAAUAUUAAUAACAAUACACGUGUUACUGAAAAUUCUAAUUGAGAAUAUUAGAGAUUUAGAUAAUAUUCAAUCUGUUAUGAUCACACUAAAUUUUUUAAAAGAAACCUUAAAAUUUAACGAUAACAGGAAGUUUUUUUCUUAGUUAGAAUUUAUUUGAACCAUCCUAUUUUAAAUUUUUGAACCCAACGGGUUGCGAAAACGUGUUAACUUCAGAAAUCAUAUAAUCUUUUGUCUUUUUAUAUAUUUAUUAAAAAAUAUAUUUAAUAUAUAUUUUUUAUUUUUAAAAUUAAAGUAUUUAUUUGUUUCAAAUAUUUAAGAAUGUGUUUGUUUUUAUAACUAGUGAUAAAUUUAUAUCCAUCUGGAGAAUUGUUAAAAAGAUACUUUUCAAAGAUUAUUACCUACAAAAGUGUCAAGAUACAGACAGAGGUUCUGACAAUAUAUCUACGUGCAGAUACAAUUUACGCCAGAUAUAUUUAAGUUUUUUUUAUUAUACAUAAUAUAUUAUUGUUA
Molecule: messenger RNA, 2871 nt
Organism: Gordionus sp. m RMFG-2023
Lineage: Eukaryota; Metazoa; Nematomorpha; Gordioida; Chordodea; Parachordodidae
Product: myotubularin-related protein 6-like
Exons: 14
Coding region: 58-2103 (681 amino acids)
Biological process (GO): phosphatidylinositol dephosphorylation
Cellular component (GO): cytoplasm; membrane
Molecular function (GO): phosphatidylinositol-3,5-bisphosphate phosphatase activity; phosphatidylinositol-3-phosphate phosphatase activity
Source: RefSeq, a predicted model, not a curated record